Cottoperca gobio is the source of this 1862-nucleotide messenger RNA. RefSeq names its product RAD9 checkpoint clamp component A (gene rad9a). Gene Ontology annotation, biological process: mitotic intra-S DNA damage checkpoint signaling; DNA repair; cellular response to ionizing radiation. Gene Ontology annotation, cellular component: checkpoint clamp complex. The record is from RefSeq and is a predicted model, not a curated record. The coding region runs from base 299 to 1471 and encodes 390 amino acids. NCBI's taxonomy places the organism in Eukaryota, Metazoa, Chordata, Actinopteri, Perciformes, Bovichtidae. The transcript has 12 exons.
AACUGCGCCCCUUUGAGUUUCAGCCUCUCUGAUUGGUCAACAGUAAGGAAGCGGAUAAUGGCGGCGUAAACAACGCACAGAUCGGCGCAAGACUGUCGAACCGCAGUUGAAAAUAAAACGUAAAAGUAAAGCUAUAACUAAACGGAACAUGUUUUCGGCACAAGCAGGUUUUAUGCCCGGUGUACAAACAAUUAAAGCACAGUUUAUCUGCUUCUUGGUGGUGUUUAACCGCGAGUUUCGGCUAACUUUUAGCCACAUUUGCUAAUUGAACGGUAAAGUCUAACGUUAGUUUGCAGAGAUGGAUUGCGUCGUGACGGGAGGAAACGUAAAAGUGCUGGCCAAAGCCAUUCAUUCUCUGUCCAGAAUCGGUGAUGAGCUCUAUGUGGAGCCUCAGGAAGAUGGGCUGGCCCUGCGGUCUGUGAACUCCUCUCGGUCGGCAUAUGCUUGCUUCCUGUUUGCACCCCUCUUCUUCAGCAGGUACACCAUCUCCAGUGGGCACGCCUUCCGCUGCAAGAUGGCAAUAAAGAGUGUGCAGGCCGUAUUCAGGUCUCUAGCGACUCUUGAGAAGACUGUGGAAAAGUGUCACAUUGAGCUAGACGAGCAGAAAAACCGCCUCACCUUCACCCUGCACUGCAAACACGGCCUCAUGAAGACACAUAACCUGUCUUUCCAGGACAGUGAAAGCUUACAGGCAGUGUUUGAUAAAGACAGCUAUGGCAACGCAUUCAGAUCCCAUCCCAGGCUGCUUGUGGACACAGUCGUGCACUUCCCUCCAUCUCUGGACGAAGUGACCGUGUCAGUGAGUGACGAUCGGAUGUGGUUCAGGAACCAUGUGGAGGAAGAAGCAGACCAGUCCAAGGCAAUGCUGACGGAGCUUUGUCUGGCUUCAGACGAGUUUGACCAUUUUGCCGUCCAAGUUCACAACAGCAUCACCUUUUGUCUGAAAGAGUUACGGGGUUUGUUAGUGUUUGCAGAGUCUACUGGUCUACCUAUUUCUAUGUACUUUGAUGAACCGGGCAGCCCUGUAGUGCUUUCAGUAACAGAUAGUGUCCUCGAGGGGAACUUUGUGCUGGCCACGCUUUCUGAUGACCCCAACCACCGUAAAAACAACACGAGACGAGCACGCACGCCGCCGCCCCCUCCUGAUGACUUCAUGAAUGACGACAUAGACUCCUACCUGAUCGCCAUGGAUACCAGUAUUGCGCCGGGUCCCUCUGCUACAGGUCCGCCCACACCCCCGUUAGCUGAUUCUAUAUGUUCAAAACAGGCUGCUGCAGCCAAUCACAGGACAAGGCUACACAGUGAGGAGGAGGAAGAGGACGAUGAAACGGUCGAUUCAAGCAGACCGCCUAAUAAGAAGUUCUGUUCCUUGUUCUUUGGAUCGGUGUUUCCCCCGUCCUCUCAGAUGACCACUCAACCAGUGACUAGUCAGGAAGUGUUGGCCAGUGACAGUGAGGAUGACGUAGAAUAGAGUGAGAGUGGACUGAUGGAUGAGCGCUGGAGAGGAGAGAUGGACUUUCACUUUUACACACAUGCCACCAGCAGCACUAGAAAAUAAAUGGACACCUUGAACCUUUUAUUUUCCAUCUUCACCGGCCUGUACAAGAGUUCUACAGGGAUAUUCUUUCUUGUUACAUGGGCAAAAAAUAUGCAACGGCAGUGCACGAUACGGAACAGGCCACUGCUCGUGUAUGCCAACGUUUUAAUGGACUAUAAUGUUAACAGUGGACUUCAAAAUAGGGGAUUAUGUGAAACUGGACAUGAAGCACUUCCUGUUUAUUGUUUUCAUUCAAAGUCUGUUCGGUUUGUGAUCAAUAUGCAACAAAAAAGCUCCUCUAAAUAAAAGAAACAUAUUUUUCAAA